AUGAUAUUCUAACUGAGUUUCACAAAAAUGGGGUCUCUGUCUUUGUAGUAUGUUUCUCUCGCACGUCCCAUCUCCUUCCUUUUUCUCUCUUUCUUUGUUAAUGGAAAUCAACUAAUCGGCGAUCAUCUCUUCUUCUUUGUGAACUGAUCGCUGGGUAAUUCUAUAAUGCCAACCUUCAUUUUAAGCUUCCUUUGCUUUUCAAUGAUUUCGUCUGAAUAUUGACCGAUGAUUUUGUUUUUGAAGGUCACAGCGAGAAGUUGAUAUCAUUUUUUAUAUUUAUAUAAAAUUUCUUAAAAGGGGUUCGGAGUCAAAGCUGAGUCAUAAUACGAAAUGCUAGAUCUUAAUCUCAAUGUCGCGUCGCCUGAGUCGACUCAGGGAUUGGACUCGGCGGCACCUUUUACUGAUGAGCUCAACAACGAAGGUUCAAGGAACCAAAUGGACGAAUCCGGGACCUCGAAUUCGUCAAUCGUCAACGAAGACGACGAGUCGUGCUCGACACGCGCCAGCGGGCAGGCGUUCACUCUGAGUUUCGACAUACUCAAGGUCGGAAGGAAGAGCCGGAACCACGAGGCGGCAUUAGUGGUUACCAGGGAACUGUUUCCGGUGAAGGGAAUCGGAGCGGAUUUCGGAAGCUCUGAAGCUCAGAGCUCGGGAAACAGUAGCAACAAGAGCAAAUGGAUCGAUCUUUCAUUCGAGAGAAAAGAGGCUGCUGCUGAGCCGCGAGUGAUGCAACAACAACAACCUUUACAGACGGUGAAGAAAAGCCGUCGGGGACCUCGCUCUAGAAGCUCACAGUAUCGAGGUGUUACUUUCUACAGAAGAACUGGACGAUGGGAAUCUCAUAUCUGGGAUUGCGGGAAACAAGUAUAUUUGGGUGGAUUUGACACUGCUCAUGCUGCUGCCAGAGCCUAUGAUCGAGCGGCUAUUAAGUUUCGAGGUGUUGAUGCUGAUAUCAAUUUCAGUCUCUGUGAUUAUGAGGAUGAUAUGAAACAGACGAAGGAUCUGAGUAAGGAAGAAUUCGUGCAUGUCCUUCGUCGGCAGAGUACUGGUUUUUCGAGGGGAAGCUCGAAAUAUCGAGGAGUAACGUUGCACAAAUGCGGCAGGUGGGAAGCACGGAUGGGGCAGUUCCUAGGCAAAAGGGCUUAUGACAAGGCAGCUAUCAAAAGUAAUGGACGGGAGGCAGUCACCAACUUUGAGCUGAGUACAUAUGAAGGGGAGAUGGUCUUUGAUACCAGGAACAAAGGCAAUGGUCACAACCUUGAUCUGAACCUGGGGAUAUCUCCACCUGUUAGCGAUGGUCCCAAGGAAAAGGAAAAUGCGGGGCAUCUCCAAAUGAAUAACGGAAAGAGUUUAAGGGCAGAGAACCCUGCAGCUGCAACAUUUAGUGUUCCAUCUUUCCAAGGGUUAGCGGGGACUUCAGAUCAGCCUAUUUUCUGGAAUAGUGCAUAUCCGAGAUUCUUCCCUAGUGAGGAAAGAACUAUGGUGAAACCGGUUGAAUUCGAUCCUCCACAACGUGUCCCUGAUUGGCCGUGGCAAAUGCACGGUCAGGUCAGUACUACGCUAAUGCCACUGUUCUCUCAUGCAGCAUCAUCAGGAUUCUCAUUCUCAGCUACCCCUCCUCCAACCACCACUGCCAUUCUUCCAUCCAAACCUCAAAACACAACAGCAGUCCACAGUCUAUGUUUUGCUGCCUCAACCACCAACGCCAUCAACACCCCUCAACAUCGUCAAUCGUAAGUUCCAAUUGUACCACAACGACGGCGAUUACAACAAUAAUUUAAAUAUUGAUUCAAUAUACAUUAAGACAUGGUAGUUUCUGACUUGGUCCGUGAACUAAAAAGAGUAUAUACUCUCUGUCUAGCAUUAAGGCAUGUAGGACCACAACUUUCAUAUAUGGUGAUUCUUAUGUGGUGCAUAAAGGCAUAUCAUCAGGAA
Molecule: messenger RNA, 1935 nt
Organism: Gossypium arboreum
Lineage: Eukaryota; Viridiplantae; Streptophyta; Magnoliopsida; Malvales; Malvaceae
Product: ethylene-responsive transcription factor RAP2-7-like
Exons: 9
Coding region: 331-1737 (468 amino acids)
Biological process (GO): regulation of DNA-templated transcription
Molecular function (GO): DNA-binding transcription factor activity; DNA binding
Source: RefSeq, a predicted model, not a curated record